Astrephomene gubernaculifera is the source of this 460-nucleotide messenger RNA. NCBI's taxonomy places the organism in Eukaryota, Viridiplantae, Chlorophyta, Chlorophyceae, Chlamydomonadales, Astrephomenaceae. The record is from the annotation of a GenBank genome assembly.
GUUUAAGCCAUAAAUAGCCCAGUGUCGAUUCACGUUUUUGGUCCUCUACUCACCAACCAACUCUCCUGCGUCUCACUUGCUGUACUCCAGCUAAUCCAUCACAGAACAGCGCAGGAGCGAUGUCAGAGGAGCACCAGACCAACCUGUCCUCGCGCUACGAGCAGCAGCUGCUGUCCGGCGACUCGUCCAGGCCGAGCGUCAUCCCCGCUGUGGUGAUCACGGGCUUCCUGGGCAGCGGCAAGACCACCCUGGUGCAGCACAUCCUCAGGAACAGGGGCUCCCUGCGCAUUGCGGUGCUGGUGAACGAAGUGGGGCACAUCGAUGUGGACUCGCAGCUGCUCAACGCCAAGCAGAGCAACGCGGCUCUGGGUGUGCCCGCCUCCGACCUGUCGGGCGGCUGCGUGUGCUGCUCGCGGUGGGAGGACCUGCAGGCGGCGCUGAGGCAGCUGAGGGAGCCGGG